This is a messenger RNA of Rotaria socialis, 1176 nucleotides long. The record is from the annotation of a GenBank genome assembly. NCBI's taxonomy places the organism in Eukaryota, Metazoa, Rotifera, Eurotatoria, Philodinida, Philodinidae.
AUGUUCGUUACUGUUUUAUUUUUACUUCAAUGGACCAGUGUAGUGUUAAGUCAAGGUGUAUAUUCUCCUCCAACAUUUACAGAAUCUAGUUGUGCUGAUAAUAAUCAAUGGACAGCUUGGUUCGAUUCAGACGAUCCAAGUUUAUCACUUGGUGAAUUCGAAGUAACUAAUCAUAUUCAACAAGUAUUUGUUUCAUUUAUGUGUCCAAUACCGAUUGCCAUUGAAGCUCGUACGAUAAAAGAAGAAAGUCCAGUACAAACAGGUGAUGUAUUUCGAAUUACACCUAAAGAUGGAUUUCUAUGUAUCAAUCAACAAGUUAAUGGUUUUAAAGAAAAACUAUGCUCUGACUAUAAAGUACGCUAUUGUUGUCCAAAAUCAACAGUUGGGCAAAUAUCAACAACGACAACAUUUCAAACACCAAUUGCUGCUGGUACAAAUACAUGUGGUCGUCAAGCUAUAACACCCAUGAAUCUACGUAUUGUUGGUGGUGUUGAAGCUAUUCCUAAUUCUUGGCCAUGGAUUGUCUCCUUAAGAGUACGCGAUCAUUUUUGUGGUGGUACUCUAAUCGAUAGAAAGCAUGUGCUGACAGCUGCGCAUUGUUUAACCGGUGCUAAUUCUUAUAUUCUUCGAGUAGUUGCUGGCUUACAUCAACGAUUAAAUACAAAUACAGGACGUACACAAGUUAUGAGUGUUUCACGUAUAUUUCUACAUGAACAAUAUAAUUCAAGGACGCAUGCCAAUGAUAUUGCUAUUAUUCGUCUUUCUCAACCAGCUCAACUAAAUACAUAUGUCAAUAUAAUUUGUCUACCAGGACCUGAUCCACAAGAAACAGAACCAGUUACUGUAGCUGGAUGGGGAUCAACAUAUUUCGGUAGUCCAUUACCAAAUAGUCUUCGACAAGUUACAAUGCAAGUAACAAAUACAAAAGCAAAAACAUCGUAUCCAGCUUAUUUCAAUGCUCAACGACAAAUCGGUGCUAAUAUGCCGUAUACUGGUGGUAAAGAUAGUUGUCAAGGUGAUAGUGGUGGUCCUUUAAUGUACAAUAGUAAUGGACAAUGGCAUCUAUCGGGUGUAGUUAGUUUUGGUUUUGAAUGUGCACGUGCAAAUUAUCCCGGUGUUUAUACACGUACGAGUGCUUAUCUUAACUGGAUUUAUAAUAAAAUAAAUGCGCAAUAA